Stylonychia lemnae is the source of this 2070-nucleotide messenger RNA. Lineage: Eukaryota; Ciliophora; Spirotrichea; Sporadotrichida; Oxytrichidae. The record is from the annotation of a GenBank genome assembly.
AUGGUUUAAAAUAAAAAUAAUCAAGAUUAUGUUGGCACGACUUAAAAAGAUAUUGGAACUCAUAUCAUUGACCAGAUAAACUCAGCAAACAGCCAAUAAUAUUAUCCCUUAGCUUACGAAACUGACUCAAAAUUAAUACCACCCUCUCCAUCAGAAAUAUUCACUUAAAUUGAUAAUUCUCAAACAGGUCCAAAGCUAUUAAGAGCUACAGCCAUUAAACUACCACAAGAUUAAUCAUUCAUCGAUUAAACUUGCACUCCAUUCGGAAUAUUAGUUUAGCCACUUACUGAUCUAUCUUACGACAGAUAAGUUGAUGAAAACAAUUGCGAAGUCAACGAGUACAUGCCUGUAAUCGAUUGCUAUGACUCUUAGAUACUUAGAUGUCCAAGAUGUCUAUGCUAUAUUAAUCCAUUUUUCAAAUUUAUUGAAAACGGCUAGAGUGUUAUUUGUAAUAUAUGCCAAUAUCAAUUUCAAUGUCCUGAGUACUAUUAUUCUCAGCUUAACGAAAUGGGAUUGAGAAGAGAUCUAAAACAACGAUUUGAGCUUCACAAAGGAUCUUACGAGUUUAUUGCUCCAAGAAUAUUUUAUGAUAAAAAGGAGUACAAGCCAGAUGAAUAUGUCCUAAAUAAAAUCUUUGUCAUAGAUGUUAGUCCAUUUUCAGUACAAUUGGGAUUAUUUGAAUAAGCAAUAUACAGUAUUAAACUAACUUUAGAUUACAUGGAACAAGAACACACUAAAAUAUCCAUCCUUACAUUUGAUGCCAAUGUUCAUUUAUAUCAACCAAGCAAAAUAAAUCCAAAUGGAGAACCUUUAAUUUACAUCAUGGCAAACAGUGAAGAGCCUUUUUUGCCUAUUCCUCAAUAGUCAUUAUUGCUUCACAUUAGAGACUAAAGACAAACCAUAGAUUAUAUAUUAGAUAAAAUACUGAUCCUCUAUACAAAUCAAGCUAACUAAGUUACAACUCAAAGACAUGUAGCAGGUGCUGCCCUAAAAGUAGCUGAGCUAAUUUCAGAAAAUUAAUAGGGAAAUAUUAUUCUAUUUUCUGCGAAUAUGCCCAACACAGGGGUUGGAAAGUUUUUUACCAGAGAUGAUAGUUCACUCUACAAUACAGAUAAAGAACCAACCUUACUUAAGCCGUUUAUAGAUUAUUAUACUCUCUAAGGCUAGAAUCUUAACAAGAAUGGAGUUUGCUUAGAAACUGGAGCUAUCACAUAAGCAAGGAUUGAUUCUGAUAAAGUUUUAGGAAUUGAACUUUAGGUAGAUAAAAAUCAACUCAAAAAUUUUACUGAGCAUUAUUUACAGUUUGCUAUACUCUUCAAUACUAUUUAAGGAUAAAAAAGGAUAAGGGUACUAAACUAUAGAAUACCAACAGCAGCUAGCUUUUCCUAAUACUUGGAAAGCAUUGAUCAAGAAACUCUUGGUUAAUUUGUCAUUAGAAACAAAUUAUGCUAAGUUUAAAAUACAGGGCUUAAAUAAGUAAAGUAAAAUCUUCUAAGAAUGGACAAAGAGUUCUAAAUAUGUCUUUGCAGAAAUUUUGCUUUUUCUCUUAUCCUAGAAUAUAUUGCCUAAACGAUUUAUAAACUCAAGUAAUUUUAAAGAUUAACUAAUUAUUAGGCAUACGAAUAAAUUGAAGAUUAGGGAUAAUAAAUUGUGAAGCCUUUAUGCUAGAGAACUGCUUUAUAAUUACUCAAUCAAGAAAACAUGUAUAUUUUUGAUGAUGGAGAAUAUAUCUAUCUCUAUGUCGGUGAAAGAUUAGACUCUUAUCUUAUUCAAUAAUUCUUCGGCUAUGAUCAUUUUGCAGAGCUGAGGAAUUCUCAAAUAAAGACAUUCUAUCCUCAAGAGCAUUUGUACUACUCAAUGAAGCUCAGUGAGUUGAUAGAAACUUUGAAAUAUGAAAAAUCUUGCGGGUAUUAAUAGCCUGUUCAGUUGAUAUUUAAAAUGUCUCUUGAAUUUGAAGUGAUGAAGCAAGAUAUUAUGGUAGAAGAUGUUUAUGACACUACCACUGAUUUUUCAUUAAAGCAAUUUGAAGAUAUCAUCAAGCAAGAGAUCAAUAAAAUUUCGAAAAAGUGA